UUGCUGCUGCUGCAGGAAAACUCCCCAGGAAGUUAACUCUGAGACAAGCCCUAAUCGGGCCAUGUGAUCGCUGUGUACCGAUUAGGUGGUUUGUUCUGGCUCCCCUUAGGCUAAAGGAGAGAGAGGAUGGGAGCCCAGCAUUGAAAGCAUGUGACAAAGACAUAUUUACAGCACCCUCUAGAACAGGAGUCCCACCGGGAAAGAGAGGCAGCUCUGAGCAGCAGCGCCCAGCCAGCCUGCGCCCUGCCAAGGUAUUCAUCUUUCUAAAAAUGGGAAGAAAACUAGAUCUUUCCAAACUGACAGAUGAAGAGGCCAAACAUGUUUGGGAAGUUAUUCAACGGGAUAUCAAUCUGCGCAAAAAGGAAGAAGAACGUUUAGAGGAUUUGAAAGGCAAGCUUGAAAAAGAAAGCACAAAGCGAGAGCUAUUGUCAGCUCAGUCCCACCUAAAUGAGACUCACUGCAUUCACUGUCUGCAACCCUUCAAAUUCCUGGUGAACAGCAAACGUCAGUGCUUGGACUGCCAUUUACAUACAUGUAAAAGUUGCAGCAGCUUCAAUAAAAAGGAGCAAGGUUGGGUGUGUGAUCCGUGUCGCUUGUCCAGGGUUGUGAAGACUGGAUCUCUGGAAUGGUAUUAUGAGCAUGUGAGAUCUCGUUUUAAGCGAUUUGGGAGUGCUAAGGUGAUGCGAUCGCUCUAUGGCAGGAUGGCACCGAGUGGACAGAAAACGAAACCUUCCUCACUGGGUCUUCGUGACAGAGUGUAUAGUUUGCCAGACAUCAACAAUGACUGCCAUCUCUACAAUGAAGAAGAAGAAGACAGUGGGGCUGAUGAGGCCAAUGAUGUCCUAGAUAGUGCUGAAGCUGAGCGCUGUGCUAGAAUGCGCAGGACAAAGCGUCUGCUGUCUGUCCAUCCCUUUGAUUUUGAACUGGACUCAGAAUAUUCUGCUCAAUCGCGCCGUCAGUCUGUGCAGCUCUCUCCGGGCUCUGGGAACGAAGGCCUCGAGACCUUUGAAGAAUUUCCAGGGGCUGAGGAAGAGGCAACACAGAAGGAGUCAAUGGUUGCUGAAGCUGACCUGGCUUCCAUGUUCCACCACAUCUUGCAGGAACAGGGGCAGAAGACAUCUGCACCUGAGCAGGAAUUCACUACAGAGGUCCGAUUUACAGUGAACUCACAUACUAAAAAUCUGGAAAGGACCUCCAAGGCUGGCAACCCAUGGAAUGAGCAGCAGCCAUCCCAGUACUCUGGUGAUAUGGACACCUCUGAUGAAGAUGUGAAAGGAGCCCACAAGUCCCUUGCCUAUCCUCCACACCACACAAAACGCAGGAGCCGGGCCUCAUCCCAGGAGAACCUAAAUCACUCUGGAAGUCAGAUACUUGACCUCAACAAACGUAUGUCUGCUAUUGAACGCAUGCUGAACCGUCUUGAGGAAAAGAUCCUGGUUCACUCAGAAGAGCCUGAGGGUUCUGACUCUCAUACUGAUCCUAGUGUAGAAGAGAAGGAGCUGAAGAGAAAACUGGAACAACUGGCAAGAAAUAUUAGUGACAAAGGCAUUUCUUCUGAUGAGGAUGAAGAAGAAAAGAAGACUGAACAACACAAACAGGUUAUGAGUUCAUCCAGUGAUGACCAGCCUACUGGUACAAAGAAGGUGUAUUUUCUUCCUGAAAAGACAUAUGAGCUAGAGAAGAAGCUGAGAGCACUGGACCAUACUCGCCACAGUAUAACCACCGAUUCAGAGCUGUCUGAACUGGAAGACAAAGUGGCUUCCGCAAUGGCUGACGUACAACACACUGAGAGUGAGGUGUCUGAUAUAGAAACCCGAAUAGCAGCUCUUAGUGCUGCUGGUCUGACCGUUAAACCAGUAGAAAAGUCCAAGAAGAAAUCAAGCAGCCAGGUGUUUACACUCCAGCCUACCAGGAAUUCUUAUAACUCUCCAGAUGAUCAGAGCUCAGACUCUCCGGUUACAGCUUCAUCUGAUGACUUCAAAGUAAUGGCUAUGCCACAUGUGUUGAGAAGAAAAUUCACCUCUUCGCUUGAAAUUUCAAAUAAUGCUGAAUCUUUUGCUCGGAACUCCUAUUACAGAGGGUCUCUGACACAACGAAACCCCAAUGGAAGAAACAGAAAAGCUGAUCGCAUCUUUUCGAAACCUGUGAUGACCCAUCGGUCUUGAAAACAGUAAAGGUCUUCCAAGUUUAAUGAAAUAGGCUUCACUCUGAAGGUUUCAUCCCCUUUUUCUUGCCUCCACUCUGCUUCCCGAUCUACACCAAGAAACAGAGAAAAGAAGCAAACUACUCUUGAAAAUAAUUCCCUAAGCAAUGUUUAUUGGAGGUUUUGAUCCCAUUUUUUUACAACCACAUCAGAACCCAGCAUAGUUAUAAGAAAUUUCUUCUUUAGGGUCAAACUUACUGACCCACAUCUGUUAAAUAGGAGUUGUAGCUAAAGUGUUUUUUUCAUGUGCUAUGUGUCCAUAUUAUGAUUUAUCUGGACAAGUGGAUUGAAGUCAUAUUAUGUAGACCAGUUGGUCCAAUGUGUUGUUUCUGCUAUUUGCACUGCUUUGAACAGUCCAGAAUUUAAUGCUGAUCUGCAAUGGCCAGGCAGAUGCUGGAGCGGGUGAGGGUAUCUGUUAGUUUAGUACACUGAACUAAGAAACAAAACAAUCACUUGUAGGUAUAGCUGCUUUUCAGUUCUUCGUGGGUUUAAAUAUCCUCUGUGUUUUCCCAUUAAUUAAAACCACAUAUUUUAAUUGGAAAAAGAGUUCUAUGACAUCCUGAAGAUUAAAAUAUUAUUAUAGUACAAUUUUUGUUAAGUGCUCCCAAUACAUGGGAUCCUGGAUUCUAGACCAUGAAAGCUUACGCUGCAGUAAACAUAGUAUCCUAACCCGGUAGACUUUUACAAAACUCUUUGUUGCUUUGGGAUAUGCCAGGAAACAGGAAGUAGUUUUAUACACAUGUUCUGAGAGAAGACACCUUCUCAGAAUUCACCUCAAAAUAGUAAAAACUAUUUUGCAAAGAUAGUGAUGACUAAAUGAGAGGUAAAGAAGAAGAUAACAGUUCUAUAAGGACCAUAGUUCAGUGGAUAAACAUAAAUAAAACCUCUGGCAUUUCGUUAAAAAUAAAAUACAUGUGAUGGGAACCACUCAGCUCUUCCUUGGCAAACGUGAACAGUCACAGCCCCAAUAAUGGACUACAAGAAAAACUGGUUUAGUUUGACAAGGGAGUUUCUUAUGUUCCUAGCUGUUACUGACCUCACUCUAAGCAACCUUGGUGGAUUUCUUUUAUCUAGUACAGUGGUUCUCAACCUGUGGGUCCCCAGAUGUUUUUGGCCUACAACUCCCAGAAAUCCCAGCCAGUUUACCAGCUAUUAGGAUUUCUGGGAGUUGAAGGCCGAAACAUCUGGGGACACACAGGUUGAGAAACACUGAUCUAGUACUUCCUUCUAAUUUAUAGUAUCAUGUAUUCAGAAGAUGUUGGGUAGGGAAGAGCAGCUUCUCCAAUGCUAGGGUUUGGUGGUCCCAGAGGAGAAUUUUCUGACUGAGGAUUCUAAAGAACCAUCCCUUAAACUUCCAGGACUCCAUAGGAUGGAACCAUAGGAAAUAAAAUUGGGAGCAUAACGCUAUAACUGUGGUCACAUAGCAAGGUGGAGUCUCCUCCCCUAUCGGGUUAGCACACCAUGCAGAAUAAUAAGGCAUAUUUUAGCCAUGAAAAUAGGCAGUAUUCAUGAGCUAAUCACUAUGUCAAAUCAGUAAUAGAACCCUUGGUCAAAAUCCAGUUGUAAGUCCCAGCAGGAGUAGACCCACUGAAAGAUUUAUGUAUGUUCUGUUUAUUCAGUAAGCCUGCUUUAAAGUUGCCAAACUGAAAACUAUAACUUUAAUGGUUGUGUGGAAAAGUGGAUUUCAGCAAGUGUUGUUUGCCAUGUAACGUAACCAGUUAUAACUGCUGAAAUGCCCUCGUCUACAUAAUCUUUACAAGUAGAAAAGCCCUCUCUAGCUUGCACACGGGCAACGUGAGUCUGCCUUAGUUGGAAUUAGUUCACCAUAUUCUCGCUCAGGUGUCUUCAACUUAAAUAGACUGACUAAUGAUUAUGAACAGAGUAUAAAGGUGCAAUUUUGUCUCCUCAAAAAUUGUACCAUGCAUCAAAUAGCACUGUUGCUUUCUAUCCUAAUGUAUAUAUGUAUGUAUGUAUAUGUAUGCACGUAUGUAUGUAUGUUUAGAUCUAGAACUGCAAUAAAAUUCAUUAAAUUCUA
Molecule: messenger RNA, 4238 nt
Organism: Anolis carolinensis (green anole)
Lineage: Eukaryota; Metazoa; Chordata; Lepidosauria; Squamata; Anolidae
Gene: mlph
Product: melanophilin
Exons: 17
Coding region: 270-2165 (631 amino acids)
Biological process (GO): intracellular protein transport
Cellular component (GO): cortical actin cytoskeleton
Molecular function (GO): myosin binding; actin binding; small GTPase binding
Source: RefSeq, a predicted model, not a curated record